Molecule: messenger RNA, 321 nt
Organism: Colletotrichum truncatum
Lineage: Eukaryota; Fungi; Ascomycota; Sordariomycetes; Glomerellales; Glomerellaceae
Source: RefSeq, a predicted model, not a curated record
AUGGCCAGCAACGACUACUACAACCAGGGCGGCUACCAGCAGCAGAACUACGGCCCUCCUGGUGGCGGAUACCCUCAGCAACCUCAACCUUCCUAUGGCCCUCCCCAAGGCUACCAGCAGCAGCAAGGCGGCUACUACCCGCAAGGCGGCCCGCCACCCAUGCAGUACCAGCAGCAGCCUCCUCAGCAGGCGCCCAGGAAGAAGCAGGGCGGCGGAAACUGUCUGACAGCAUGUCUCGCCGCGCUGUGCUGUUGCUGCGUCAUUGAUGAGACGUGCGAAUGUUGCGCAGAAUGUUGCGAAUGCUGCUUCGAAAUCUGCUAA